Messenger RNA from Ochotona curzoniae (black-lipped pika), 767 nucleotides. Its product is annotated as inactive C-alpha-formylglycine-generating enzyme 2. The annotation marks the transcript as partial. The record is from RefSeq and is a predicted model, not a curated record. The transcript has 7 exons. NCBI's taxonomy places the organism in Eukaryota, Metazoa, Chordata, Mammalia, Lagomorpha, Ochotonidae. Gene Ontology annotation, cellular component: endoplasmic reticulum.
GGAGUUUGUAAGGAGCACGAAGUUCCGGACAGAAGCGGAGAGUUUUGGGUGGAGCUUUGUCUUUGAGGACUUGGUCUCCCAGGAGCUCAAAAAAAAGACCACCAGGCGGGUGAAGAAUCUUCUCUGGUGGCUUCCUGUGGAGGGGGCAUUUUGGAGGCAGCCUGCAGGUCCCGGCUCUGGCAUCAAAGAGAAAUUGGAGUUCCCUGUGCUUCACGUGAGCUGGAACGACGCUCGUGCCUACUGCGCUUGGCGAGGGAAACGGCUGCCGACGGAGGAAGAGUGGGAGUUUGCUGCUCGAGGGGGUCUGAAGGGCCGGAUUUACCCAUGGGGGAACAAAUUCCAGCCAAACCGCACCAAUCUGUGGCAGGGAAAGUUCCCUACAGGUGACACAGCUGAGGACGGCUUCCACGGAGUCUCCCCUGUGAAGGCGUUCCCCCCACAGAAUGACUACGGGCUGUAUGACCUCGUGGGCAAUGUGUGGGAGUGGACAGCAUCCACAUACCCGGCUGCUCACGAGGACAUGCGUGUGCUCCGGGGGGCGUCCUGGAUUGACACGGCCGAUGGCUCCGCCAAUCACCGGGCCCGGAUCACCACCAGGAUGGGCAACACUCCAGAUUCAUCCUCGGAUAACCUCGGCUUCCGCUGUGCUGCCAAUGCCGGCCGGAUCCCGGGAGAGCUGUGAGCAGCCAUGCCAAAGAACCGGAAGGAAGUCCCCCCAGGAUACCUGUGUCAUUCAUUCAUCACACAGCCACGCGCCAGGACUUCUG